This is a messenger RNA of Xenopus laevis (African clawed frog), 889 nucleotides long. RefSeq names its product aquaporin-2. The transcript is spliced from 4 exons. NCBI's taxonomy places the organism in Eukaryota, Metazoa, Chordata, Amphibia, Anura, Pipidae. The record is from RefSeq and is a predicted model, not a curated record. Bases 1 to 801 code for a protein of 266 amino acids.
AUGAAGGAAAUAUGCACGGGGCCGUUUACAAGGGCGUUUUUUGCAGAGUUCCUGGGAACUCUGGUUUUUGUGUUUUUUGGCUUAUGCUCUGCAAUGCUGUGUUCUUUAGAACCUCAAAGUGUCCUGCCGAUUUCCUUAACUUUUGGGCUGGGUGUAGGCACCGUUGUACAAGCAUUCGGGCACAUCAGCGAUGCCCACUUUAAUCCAGCUGUAACCGUUGCGUUCCUGGUUGCUUCUCAAAUAUCUCUCUUCCGCACUAUCUGCUACAUUUGCGCCCAGCUUUUAGGAGCUGCAGUAGGUGCUGCCCUACUGCAUGAGUUCACGCCUAAAAGUAUUCAUGGAAGUUUUGGUGUCAAUUUGCCAAAAAACGAUACAACUGAAGGACAAGCUGUCACCGUUGAGAUGAUCCUCACCCUGCAGCUUGUUCUCUGUAUUUUUGCUUCAACUGACAGCCGCAGGUGUGACAACGUUGGCUCUUCAGCUAUUUCCAUUGGCCUGUCUGUUGCAGUGGGGCAUCUGGUUGGGAUUAACUUUACUGGCUGCUCCAUGAAUCCAGCUCGAUCCUUUGGGCCCGCAUUAAUUGCAGGAAACUUUGCCGCACACUGGAUCUUCUGGAUUGGACCUUUUGCAGGAGCCAUCGUAGCAUCUCUCAUCUAUAACUACAUACUCUGUCCCCGGCAGCAGAAAUUUUCAGAAAAAGUAUCCAUCCUUUUGGGAAGAAUGCCAGACAAGAAAGAGGAAGAGUGGGAAGAAAUGCAAGAGCAGCCAAGAAGAAAGUCAAUGGAACUGCAAACCUUGUAACUUGGCUCUCGAAUGAUCAGCAUUUAAUAAGCAUCAUCCACUAUGCAAUUAAAGGGUUUAUAAAAUGAAUUAAUAAAAAUCAGUUUGA